Rhagoletis pomonella (apple maggot) is the source of this 1304-nucleotide messenger RNA. RefSeq names its product dynein heavy chain 5, axonemal-like. Gene Ontology annotation, molecular function: dynein intermediate chain binding; dynein light intermediate chain binding; minus-end-directed microtubule motor activity. Bases 1 to 1278 code for a protein of 425 amino acids. The record is from RefSeq and is a predicted model, not a curated record. NCBI's taxonomy places the organism in Eukaryota, Metazoa, Arthropoda, Insecta, Diptera, Tephritidae. Gene Ontology annotation, cellular component: dynein complex. The transcript has 5 exons. Gene Ontology annotation, biological process: microtubule-based movement.
AUGACUACCGACGCCGACGAAGCGCAGCGACGACGUGAAGAAUGCGAACGCAAAGCUCGACGUGGGGAGAUGGACCCCCGUUUGGAGUUCACUUUCCAACUGCUCAUCGACGCAACGCAGUUGCCAAGGCAUCAACUUAUGGAUUACAUAUUCGAGGGAGAUAUGGUGGGUAACGAACUAAGAAAAGUGUUGGAUGAAAUCAAUCAACUUUUUUUGCCCAACAUGAAAAACAAACUUCUAUGGUUUUAUCAAGAAGUCGAUGAGCCCGAACCGCAAGCUGUGCAGGAUCCCAACAAACCAGGACCAUCACGGAGUGGCAUCGCAUCGAGUAGCUCAAAGACUCCGCAGGGUACCUCGCCUAGCGGAUCUGCGCCGUCAAAACCAAAGAAAUUGUUUCUCACAGAUGGAUGGAGUUGUGCUUUCACCGGGAUUUGCAUUUACAUAUUUCGCGUAAACACUUCAAAACAAUUGCCCGAAGAAGGCUUCCAAAAGGAUCUAUACUGCGGUGUUAUUGAUGCCAAAAACAUCGGUCUGGUCACCUCGAUUGAGCGCAUCGUCGAAUAUGUCUUCAUGCAGGCAUUGGCUUUUCCCAGCUUGGAAGGCGAUGAAGAGGAUGUUAGCUGCGGUCUGAUAAAAGGACAAUUGCUGCCGGGCCUAAGGUCCUUCUGCAGUGCUCUGCGUGUUUGUGAGCAAGUGUGCGAUCAUGUGAAUAUAUUCGACGAUAAAUGUGAUAUGUUUGAGAAGAUCGAACACGUUGAGGAGGUCAAGGAUAUGGCAAAGAAUCAGGAGUUUUGUGGGCAGCUGGAAGAGCGUGUAAAUAACUGGAUAAAGGGUAUCAUGAAGAUACUAGGUGAGAGUGAACAGUUACGCAAGGAGAAUGACUCGAGCGGCCCGCAGGAUGAGUUGGAGUACUGGAAGAAGCGUGGUGCGUUAUUUUCGCAACUGUUGGCACAUUUGCAGGACCGUGAGGUGCAAUAUACGUUGCACUGCCUCUUUUUGGCUGGAUCGCGGGUUAUGCGCGUGUGGAAAGAGACCGAUCGAAAGAUAACAUUUUGCUAUAAUGAAGCGCGUGAUAAUUCGAAAUUCAUUCAGGCUAUGGAAACUUGCUGCCACUCUUUGUAUUUGGACGAUCCGGUAUGCAUGAAACAAUCGAUACUCAGCUUACUCCAAACUGUGCGACUCAUCUACAGCGUUUCUCAAUUUUACAACACUUCCGAGAGAACCUCAUCACUUAUGGUUAAGGUUCGUGUUUUAUAUUUUAUUUUCAUUAAAAACUAACUAGUACUGUAAUUAAUCUAUUGGAA